Trichophyton verrucosum HKI 0517 is the source of this 576-nucleotide messenger RNA. RefSeq lists its product as uncharacterized. The record is from RefSeq and is a predicted model, not a curated record. NCBI's taxonomy places the organism in Eukaryota, Fungi, Ascomycota, Eurotiomycetes, Onygenales, Arthrodermataceae. The annotation marks the transcript as partial. The transcript has a single exon.
AAGACGCAGAGGCUACACGGGGAUGUUACAGGCGGCCGGCAGGGAGCAAGACAGGCUGGUUACUCCGUGCUUUACGCCCUGUCGUACACGGCGGUGCUGGCUGCAGCCCGAGAUGGCUCCCGUUCUCAACCUCAAGUCAGACCAGGAGACAUCAUAGACAUCAUAGACACCACGAUGAAGAAGGCCAUGAUAAGACUAGGAGACACACCAUGCUGCGAGCGAGCGGCUGCAGGGUUGAUAUUAGCUGUCUUCAGACCAUGCAGGCUCACGUACGGUGCAUACGGAGGCCUACCAAAUACGGAGUACGGAGUAUGCAUUAUAACAAAUUUGAUAAUGGCAGUCUGCAGCCUCACAACGACGACGGCAGCGUUUGAUACAGCUCGAGCAGCAAAGGAAGAGCUUAAAUAUGUUACAGCCACUGCCACGGCCCUGAAAUCGCCGAACCAGAGACCACAGAGAGAGAGAGUCGACUCUGCUGGAGGCUGCCAACCCCCUGGUUUCAACCCUUGGCCCGCCGGAACCCAAUAUCAACGCCUGUUCUCUCGCCACGAUCUCCCAUCCCAGACUAUAUCGUGA